Molecule: messenger RNA, 1102 nt
Organism: Zootermopsis nevadensis
Lineage: Eukaryota; Metazoa; Arthropoda; Insecta; Blattodea; Termopsidae
Product: oxaloacetate tautomerase FAHD1, mitochondrial
Cellular component (GO): mitochondrion
Molecular function (GO): acetylpyruvate hydrolase activity
Source: RefSeq, a predicted model, not a curated record
AUUCUAUCUGUAACUGGAUAAAAGAUAUAGACAACUGUACUUUGUUUUCUUAAUUCCCUCUUAAAUCUAAUUUUAACUACCAAUAAAAAUAUUUAUAUAUAAAGAAAAAACUAGACCUUAUCUAAUCAUAAGUAUUAAUGACCUAAAUGAUAGACUACAUGAUGGAUAUUUAUUUUCCAUAUUAGAAAUAUUAAGUAACAUUUUAUCACAAGGCAGAGAUAUUUUUGGCCACAAUCCAACAUAGCUUCAGAGAGAUAUUCUGUUUCUAAACUGAACAUGGCAACUGCAGAACUUAAACAUUUUGUGAGAUAUGGAAAGAAAAUUGCUGGUGCAGGAUUAAAUUAUAGGUCUCUUUUGACUGAAAGAAAACUCCCUUUACCAAAAGAGCCAGUUAUUUUUCUGAAGCCAACUUCAUCAUAUAUUACUGAGGGUCAGAAUAUUGAAAUUCCAGAUGGGUUUGUCGUGCAUGAAGAAGUUGAACUGGGAGUAAUCAUUGGACAGAGAUGCAAAAAUAUCCCUGAAUCACAGAGCCUGCAGUAUGUGGGAGGGUACUGUCUAGCUCUAGACCUGACAGAAGUGAGGCUAAUGAAAGAAAUAAGAGAAAAUGGCUUACCAUGGACAUUUGGCAAGGGAUUUGAUACAGCAUGUCCAGUGAGUAGAUUUCUUCAUUGUGAAGAGAUACAGAAUCCUAAUAAUGUACGAAUUUGGUGCAAAGUAAAUGGUGAAUUGCGACAAAAUGAAACCACUUCAGACAUGGUUUUCCCCAUUGCAUCACUAAUCAGCCAUAUAUCUCAAUACAUGUCCCUAGAACCUGGUGACCUCAUUCUCACUGGAUCACCUGCUGGUGUUGGUCCCAUUGGACCUAGUGAUGUUAUGGAAGCAGGAAUAGGGGAAGAUAUAUCAAUGACAUUUCCAGUUGUGGCUGUGUAACUUUCAACUGAAAUUACAUAAUCUGAAAUGGAGCUUUUCUGCAAAGAUAUAUAAACAAGUUGUAUUCAUAGGAUAUAUCAUGUCCUCUUGGAUUCAUAUGUUAAAAAGUGUUAGCAUAUAUACUAUUAAACAGAUAACUUAAAAAUAAAGAAUUGACAGAACUUUGUUGUAA